Hymenoscyphus albidus is the source of this 1361-nucleotide messenger RNA. NCBI's taxonomy places the organism in Eukaryota, Fungi, Ascomycota, Leotiomycetes, Helotiales, Helotiaceae. The record is from the annotation of a GenBank genome assembly.
AUGGCUGAUCCCGGCGGGCAAGGUGGCAUGGUUUUCGACAGUCUGAGUGUCGCGAAUCUCAGACAAGAAUGUGAAGACCGUGGGCUUGAUAGUUGGGCUAACAAAGAGGAGCUUCUAACACGUUUAGACGCGUAUUAUGGUGUGGUGGGCGCGUCUUCAAUACUCUCGUCGUCAAAGACUUGAAAGCGGAAUGCAGAAAACGUGGAAUAACAACUGGUGGUACAAAACCUGUUCUUAUAGCACGGCUAGAUGAGUAUGAGUGGCAACGGAGACACAGCCCAGAAACGCGUGCUGCGGAUUUGAAAGGGGAGUGCAAAAAGUUUGGCCUCAAGGGUUAUAGUAGCUUAAGAAAGGAGGAGCUCAUACAACGCUUAGACGAGUAUUACAAGUAUAGACGACCUGGCCAUAUUCCACCCCCAGCUCCAAAUCCAUUUCCUGUAAACGUACCACCAAGUCCAAUUCAAAACCAACCUUCAGGCCCACCUCCUGAAAUCGUUCUUCCAGUUCCAGCACCAAAUCCAAACCAACGACGACGGCGACCGCUUUCUCUUCCUCUCCCUGCUGCAACCUCAUUAUCAAGUCCAAAUCAACGCCGAACUCAACGGUCUUCGAGUUUGCUAAAUCCAAAUCAAGCUCUACGUCCACCCUCACCUCGACGCGCACCUCCUUACCCACCUCGUCCUGAAGAUGAUCUAUAUCUAGAUCCUAUUCCAGGCCAUGCUCUACACUUUGCCCAGAAUGUAGCAUCAACUAGCAGGAAAAGACCUCGGAGCUCAACCGGGAACAACGGAGAUAGGGACGCACCUUCUUCAAGUAAAUAUGUCAAGCUACCUAAUGAAGGUAGGGUAGCAGCCAAACCUCAGCAACCCCGACCGCCUGGUGGUCCGUCGACUUAUCGCCGGGGAGCAAGCGCCCCACCAACAGAAGUUUACGUAGAUCGAAAAAACCGCUUCAUAGUGCGAGCUACUCGAUUAAUCCUUGACUCCACGCGUAACAAGAAAGAAAAGAGAGAGAUUAAAUCAGCAUUCGUGGACCGAGAUUUUAAGAGCAAGGAGUACGACGGAAAUGUAGUGGCCCAAUAUGCGCCGCUUGGCUCGGAGGCUGGUCCUUCGGAUGAUUGGAUGACAGUGGAGGAUUGGGUAGAAUUUGAGAAAGAUACGGAAGCUGGUGAGGCAGAGGGAGGGGGAGCUGGGGCAGCCCAACGUUCAGGCUGGGAGGGGGUCAAAGAUCGUGCUGAGGAUGGGUCUAGUUCCGAUUCUAGUGAAGAGUCUGAUCCAGUGUCAAGGGAAUUCAACCCGUAUGAAGGAAAACCUGGAUAUGACGUUUUUGGGGGUGGGGGUGAAGGCACAAUAGAAGAGUAG